Molecule: messenger RNA, 1230 nt
Organism: Histoplasma capsulatum G186AR
Lineage: Eukaryota; Fungi; Ascomycota; Eurotiomycetes; Onygenales; Ajellomycetaceae
Exons: 2
Coding region: 1-1230 (409 amino acids)
Molecular function (GO): protein binding
Source: RefSeq, a predicted model, not a curated record
AUGUACCAACACUCUAUCACACCUGGUGAGGUGGAAAAUUCCAAGAAGUCGACCCUCCACCGCUUACCCCCUGAGAUCGUUCUCCUCAUUGUACAACAUCUCAAGCCGUUUGAAUUGGAGUGUUUAAGAUAUGUGUGCCGGCUGUUUUAUCACAAUUAUCCUACCACGAGGUUGCUCACGACACAGGGGAAGUUCGAACUCCAAUGCCUCCUGGAGCGUGAGCCUGGGUUGAAAAAAAUGGCUUGCAGGAUGUGCUGGAGUAAGAGGCAUGACAAAUCCAUGUUCUACCCGCUAGACUGGGAUCAGAAUCCGCAUUAUCGCAAGUGCAAAAGAUAUCGGAGAGGGUUGUUGCAAUUUUGUCCUUAUCAAAGUGCGAGCUUUGAUGAUGUGGUGCACCUCAGCAAGUCUAGUAAUCGAGCUUACCAGUUUCCAAAGUGCUCCCAUGACGCAUUUGAUAUGGCUCUUGCGUUACAGGAACGUCCUUGUCUUUUUCAGGAUGAAACGUGGACUAUCGUCCGCUGGGGUAAAUGCAAAGUGCUUACCACAACCACCCUCGUGGCGAUCUAUCCUUCUGCCAAAAUCCCCUCUAUGGCGGACGCCGAAAGAGCGUUCUUGGCCUUGGAUAUUCCUCUGUGCCCCCAUCUCCACCUAGGUGAUCCGUGUGUCAUAAAACAAUAUAGGCCCGACCUUGUGGCUCGUCACAAGGUCUGGCCUAUACAUCAGUUCAACACUGUUCAAAAUUGUUGCUGCUUGCAUUGUCGAGGCUUCAAGUGCCGAUUCUGCGACUCCAGAUUCAGGUUUCGCGUGCAUGUCAAGGAAGAACCCCUCACAAGCACCUGUAUUGGGGUAUUGAUAAUGCGAAAUUUGGGUAAAUUAAAGGACCCCAAUGAUCCAUGUUGGCUUAGGCAACUUUCAGUCACCAAAUUACCAGAGUUUAGAACCAAGUGGUCCGAUAGCAUUGUUGCAAUGUACCUAAACUCCAUUGUUGGAAUUCCGCAAGGCGAUGUCGAAACCACCAUGUUUUCAAGGGUACUGGAAAACAAGGCUAACAGUGUUUUGAAAGAGAGGGAUGGUUGGACGACGGCUCCUCUUGGUAAUUUACCUGUUGGGAUCAGGAACCUACACAAACCACUAUGGAAGCCUCCGUUAAGCAGACAGGACAAAAAGUUCUGGCACUGGGAAGGGUAUGACUCCGACAGAUAUCUCGCCGACAAAGAAUUUUUUAUGUAA